AUGCUGCCUCAUAACUCAGUCUCCUCAAGCCCAUCGUCACCACCGCCUCUCCAUGAGCGGCCGCCCGGUGCUCGGAUCACACGUGCCUGUGAGCGCUGCCGCUCCCGAAAAGUCCGCUGCGAUGGCCAUACUCCUUGCGCCGGCUGUCGACCGCGAAAUUUCCCCUGUAUCUACCGAUCCGCCACAAGACCGAGGAGGCAAGGAAAAAGAAGGUUGCUGGAUAGUCGAUCCGCCAUCUCGGCGGAAAACGACCCGCAAACCCGUUUGAUUCGAGUCCCCAAUGAUCCCGUUCAGUUCAAACGACACCGCGAACUACGCGCUGGAAUUGGUGUCUCCAAUGUCGAUACCGGUUCUUUCCAAUUCUACGGCCCCUCUUCGCAUUUCUGCUUCAUCCAGCGUAUGUGUCAGCGCAUCGCGCGAUCCACACAUGAAACCAUCGUUACCCCGAAUAACGCGGUGCCGGAUGGCGUCCGCAAAUGGAACCUGGAGCGCUUUAUGUUCUGUGUCAACGGGUGUCAAGGUACAACCGGACCGCAUGCUGCCUACAUCUCGCAGGAGGUAGGAAUUGGCCUGAUUGAUUCGUACUUCGAGAUUCUCCACCCGCAGAUCCCCGUGCUGAACUACUCCGAGAUCGUCGACCAAUGGAAAUCUUUAUGGAAGCCCCCAGCGCAACAAAAGCUCGACAAGCGUAACGAGAUUCUUUUUAUUGUUCUGGCUAUCGGCGCCCGCGUUACCAUCGCGGCGGGCCAACAGGAGACCUCGUUGCUAGAAGGAUGGGCGGACCAUUUCGCCGCGCAGGCAAAUCCGAACACUGCCGUCUUGGAGGACCCCAGUCUAUCCACCACGCAAUUGCUGCUUCUGAGAGCAAUGUAUGCCUACCAGGUUAUGCGGCCGAAUGAUGCCUAUUUGUACCUCGGCCACGCCGCUCGCAAUGCCAUGGUGCUGGGAUUCAAUCGAUCCCAGGUCAUGGACGGGACCAAUGCGACUGUCCAUGCGCUUAAACGCACCUUCUGGACUGUCUACGCCCACGAACGCAUGAACGCUCUUUACGCCGGCCGUCCAUCUGCUUUUCGUGACGAGAUGAUUGAUGCUCCAUAUCCUGAAGACCUCCCCUUACCCACCACGACGGACACAUCGACAGACAGCAGUGACAGCCACCACGGCCCAACUCGGCUUUGCGGCUUUAUACGCGCCAUGGCCGGCGUCGCCCGCGUUGCUGACCUGGCAUUCGUCAAAAUCUACUCCCCUGCCAGCGUCGCCAGCAUGGCACAAAUCGCACUGUUGCCGGCAGCGGUAGCCGGGAUCGACGGACUGCUAGGCGCUGUAACGCGCGACCUGCCCCUGUACCUCCAGUUCUUCGACGCAGCCUUACCAAUCGGCUCAGGCUGGCAGGAAGUUCAACGCCUGACGCUGGGCAGUAAUUAUUAUCAGACGCAAAUGUUGACACAUCGUCCGGCCUUGCUCUUCAGGGCCUUCUUCGCCUCGCUCGACGAGGCUCAGCGGCGUACAGGCCACACUUUAGAGCUAGAGCACUCUAUUCAGGAGACCUUGACCGCCGCAACGAACAUCAUCAACUUGACUCAUGACGUCUAUUUCCGGCGGUGCCCCCGCGCACGCUUCGACGGGUCUUCGGCUACUAUCAUGGUCGCUGCCGCUGUCACCCUACUGUAUGAUGUGCUGGAUCCGACGACGGGCGCGGAGCACGCGCGCGAGGUAUUCGCUACGGUGGAACGGGCCGUGGAGUGCCUGGAUCAGAUCGAGCAUGUCGGUCCCACCUCGGGGAAAGCCGUGAGUCUGGAUGUGAUGCGCAUCGCGAAGGAGGCGUUGCGAAUGACGACAACGGAUGUCGAGGUCAACCAAGAUUUCAUUGGGACGUUUCCGUGGUUACAGUGCGUUCUCGUGUCUUUCUUUCGCUGUCCGCUCAGAUCAUUCAGAAAGACUUACCAUAUUUCGCAGGUAUAAUCUGCUAGUUCCACCAAACAGCGCCGCUCUGCCGUAUGAGGCGCCACACCCCGAUCUUGGAGCAGUACCUGUCUCCACCCAGGGCCAAGGUCACUUAUCCUCCGCCCCGGAUACCGUACCACCGCAGGACCCUGCGCUGCACAUUCCGGCCACGAUGCCAAAUUACAUGUCCUACUGGCUGGAAGCGGGCUUCUCCCCGGAGAACAUCCCAAGCUCCUUGUUCUAGUCGUCUCGAGUUUGAUGUGUUAGGUAGAUACGGUAGAAAGAAUAGAACACCGUUGAG
Aspergillus brunneoviolaceus CBS 621.78 is the source of this 2245-nucleotide messenger RNA. RefSeq names its product Zn(II)2Cys6 transcription factor. Gene Ontology annotation, biological process: DNA-templated transcription; regulation of DNA-templated transcription. The record is from RefSeq and is a predicted model, not a curated record. Gene Ontology annotation, molecular function: DNA-binding transcription factor activity, RNA polymerase II-specific; zinc ion binding; DNA binding. Lineage: Eukaryota; Fungi; Ascomycota; Eurotiomycetes; Eurotiales; Aspergillaceae. The transcript is spliced from 2 exons. The coding region runs from base 1 to 1962 and encodes 653 amino acids.